Serendipita indica DSM 11827 is the source of this 3531-nucleotide messenger RNA. The record is from the annotation of a GenBank genome assembly. Lineage: Eukaryota; Fungi; Basidiomycota; Agaricomycetes; Sebacinales; Serendipitaceae.
AUGAUCGUCGGAUACAGUCUGGGACGCGUCGCAGGGCGGGUUUCUGCAUUUCCUAUCGAGACUAUCGUAGCAUUCUUCAUAUUGACAACGCUGGCUUACUUUAAUGUACUCUCCGCCAUCAAGCACUCACACUUUUUGUCCCCAAUCCACUCUCCUACAACUCCCUUGCUCGCUACAUACAGCCAAAAGCGAGUAUGGUCUAUUACGCCCUCGACUAGAGUCUCGCCAGCCGUCGAAAUCGUCCAAGUCCAGCUGUCGGUACCUGGCGUAUACCCGGCACUCGAGUCUCAAGUCAAAGACGCCCUGGACACCACUCGGAAUGGCAAAUACGCGUCAUUUUGUUACAGAUACAACAAUUCCUGUCUGUCAUCGACGCGCCCAGAGGCUUAUACCUUUGCCUUUGAUCCUACGCUUGGGGGCGAGACGGCCCAAUUUGUCCGCGGGCUCAGUACCGCAAACUUGGCAGGUGAACAAGACGGGACACGUUUCCAGGUCAUAAGACAGCACCAGUCAAUUGCGGAUAUGAAAUCUGGCAAAUGGGUGGCUUAUGCCGGUCGAGCUUUGGUUCUCCGCUUUUGGUCGUUGGCCAAGAAUGCAGACUCUGCAGACAUCAUCGUCGUCCUCCUGGGAUACGUCUUGAUGCAUAUCACCUUCUUCAAGCUCUUUACGUCCCUCCGGAGACUUGGAUCCAACUUUUGGCUUGCAUUCAGCGUCAUAAUCUGCAGCUGCUUCGCCUUUAUAUGCUCGCUGCCAUUGGCCAAUCUCCUCGAUAUUCCGGUGGAUCCCAUUGCGCUUUCCGAGGCGCUGCCGUUCCUCGUGAUUACCGUCGGUUUUGAUAAGCCUCUUCAGCUUGCCCGUGCGGUAUUUCACCAUCCCAACUUUCUCUCUGGAUCCACAGACGGCUCAAACUCCCUGAGUGUGCCCUCUAGUCAAGUCGUCACAGACGCCGUGCGCGAGACUGGCCCGAGCGUUCUCAGAGACUACGCGAUCGAGAUUGCUAUUCUCAGUCUGGGAGCCAUCAGUGGCAUCAGUGGCCUCAAAGAGUUUUGCGCAUUCGCAGCUGUCGUCUUGGCUGUCGACGCGGUGGCCAUCUUUACCAUCUACGUUGCCGUUCUUAACAUCAUGGUCGAAGUCAAGCGCAUCAAGAAGACACGUAUGAACCUUUCGACUCCAUCCUCCCCAUCCUCUACCAAGGUCGAUGGAAUCUCUUGGAAACAGCGAAUCCUUGGCCAAAAGGGUUCUGAGAGCAGUCCUUCUACGGGCGGAAAGACUGAGCAUCCAAUCGCUCGGCUGAAGCUCCUCCUACUCUCAGCAUUCGUAGCAUUACAUGCCUUGAACCUCUGCACAACGCUCACCCCGGCCACGGUGAUUGCCCGUCGGAAAGGAUCGUCCAGUAUGGCCAUGGAUCCCACUGAGCUUAUCGAUCGGAGAGGCCCCUCUUACGCAAAUGUCAACCUUUCCUCUUCUUCCCUCGCCCCGAUGUUGCAAAAGAUAAUCGAAGAAUCCAAGCCCACCACAGAUCUGGUCGUCAAGAUUCACGCACCCAUUCAAGUCCGCGUCAACCUUUCCGGAGAAGGAGAAUCACAUGAAUCAAUCGACGAAACAAUUCUGCCUCCCUUUGGAAAAGGAUUCGAGGUAUCAUCUGGACGGCUCGAGACCUUUAUGACUUCGUGGACGACGCUCGUCUCGGAUCCAAUCCUCUCCAAAUGGAUUGUGAUUGCAUUGGUAAUUUCAGUACUUCUCAACGGAUAUCUCCUGCGCGGCCUCGGCAGCAAUUCGCUCGUUCAACAGCAACAACAGCAACAGCAGACCCGUCUCCGACUUCGUGAGGAGGAUGCCAAACCGAAACCAAAGCAAGAACCACCAGUGGAAACCGCCACUAUUCACCGAGCGAAUACCGAUCCUCUGCCUACCCCUAUCCUCAAACCUACCCCUGUCGUGCAACGUGAUGAGCCUCGUGAUGAGCUACCUGUGGAGGCUAGUCCCCGUCGAGGAGAUGAAGAGCCGUGCCGCUCGCUUGAGGAAUGCAUCCAAAUUUUCGAGAGCUCACCCAAUGGCGUCCGGGAACUCAACAACGAAGAGGUCAUCUUAUUGGCACAGGGGGGAAAGAUUGCGGCUUACGCACUGGAAAAGGUGUUGGGAGACUUUGAGCGUGCAGUCCUUAUCCGCCGUGCGCUCAUCAGUCGUGCAAGCACGACAAAGACUUUGGAGUCGAGCGAUAUCCCUCUGAAAGAUUACGACUACUCGCGUGUCAUGGGAGCAUGUUGCGAGAACGUUGUCGGAUAUAUGCCCAUCCCCCUCGGCAUCGCUGGCCCACUCCGCAUUGAUGGCAAGCUCUACCCGAUCCCAAUGGCCACCGCCGAAGGAACCUUGGUCGCAAGCACGUCCAGAGGCUGCAAGGCCCUCAAUGCGGGUGGUGGCGUUACAACCGUCCUGACCCAGGAUGCCAUGACCCGGGGACCAGUGGUCGAUUUCCCUACAGUCACCGAGGCUGCUCGUGCAAAGAGAUGGCUCGACUCUCCACAAGGAGCGACGACAUUGCGCGACGCUUUCGAUUCCACCUCUCGUUUCGCUCGUCUGCAGAGCCUGCGCUGUGUCAUGGCCGGACGUACAUUGUAUAUCCGUUUCGCCACCAGCACUGGCGACGCAAUGGGUAUGAACAUGAUUAGCAAAGGUGUCGAAAAGGCGUUGGCUGUGAUGCUCGAGGAGUUCCCCCAGAUGAGCAUCUUGGCUCUCAGCGGAAACUAUUGCACGGACAAGAAGCCGGCUGCCAUCAACUGGAUCGAAGGCAGAGGGAAGAGUGUCGUUGCCGAGGCCGUCAUUCCAGGCAAAAUAGUCAAGACGGUGCUCAAGACGACGGUGGCAGACUUGUGCAACCUCAACAUCAAGAAGAAUCUCAUUGGAAGCGCUAUGGCAGGAAGUAUCGGUGGUUUCAAUGCCCAUGCAAGCAAUAUUCUCACAGCCAUCUUCCUCGCGACUGGCCAAGACCCGGCGCAGAAUGUUGAGAGCUCGAACUGCAUCACGCUCAUGGAACCAACUAACGGUGGUGAAGACUUGCUGAUGACGUGCUCAAUGCCUUCUAUCGAGGUUGGAACCGUCGGUGGAGGCACCGUUCUUGCUCCCCAAGCUGCCGUACUCGAAAUGCUCGGCAUCCAAGGCGCAAACUCCGCCUCACCCGGACACAACGCCCGCAAGCUUGCCCGUCUCAUUGCCGCCUCCGUCAUGGCCGGAGAGCUCUCGCUCAUGUCGGCACUUGCGGCUGGCCAUCUCAUCCGUGCCCAUAUCUCGCUCAACAGGAGCGCUCCUCCCACACCUGGUGGUCAUGGUGCUCUUCCUCCUCUUGCCAGUCGUCCGGAGACCCCCGCGCCGUUCAAGGUGCUCCCUCCGACGGGUAGCAAGGCUGCAGCAGCCCUGGCUAGUGGCCAAUUACCUGGGGCCUCUGCAGUCGCUGGGUAUUUUGCGGCCAAGACCAACCUCCCAGCUUCUCCCCUGAGGGCUCAGUUCAAAGAGGAAGAGGCGUCAAAAGAGUAG